AUGGCCGAUGCAGACGUCGCCGCACAGCCCAGCGCGGCCGAGCUGCGGCGGCAGCGGCGAGCCGCUCGGCGUGCGGGGCUGGAGACUGCCACGGAAGACACAGGGCUCGCGUCGCAGCCGCCACCGCCGCCGCCACCGCCGCCACCGCCGCCACCGCCGCCGCCGCCGCCACCGCCGCCACCGCCGCCACCGCCGCCACCACCGCCACCACUGCCGCCAACUUCGCCACUUGCCUCUCCCGUCGCCGCCACCGUUUUGCCACCGGUGCGCCUGCCGCCAGGUUCGCGACAGCGGGCGCGUGCAGAGUCGAGGGCCGCAACCGACGACGACGUGCUUGCCGUGGCGGCCGCUGAUCACGAGCUGCUUCUGCCAGCGACCACUCCAGGUACGCUGCGGGCGCAGCCAAAGCCGCUCCCUCCUGUGGAGGCGGUGAUGGCGCCAGCCAAGCGUGGCGCCUUCCGCAAGGUAGACGCGCCGGCAACGGCCCGCUCAGCAUUGGCGCUCAGUGGGAACACUCGCUCCGUCAUCGACACCGCCGAGGAGCAGGUGCCACUCCCGCUCGCGCUCCAAUUCGCGGCGACUGUGCAGCGCGGAUUCCUGGCGUCGACGCACUUCGCCGCUGGGCUGAUGGGCGGAGCCGCCGCCCUCGAGGUCUCGAUGCUCUCCGUGGCGCGCAACGAGCCGCUGUCGCCAUUUGCGCUCUAUGCGGACAGUGCGCUGCACUUUUGGCGUCUCUACCUCUGGGGCGGCCUCUCGUGCUGCGUUGGCACGGGACUGCUCCUUCUACGCCGCCGGCGCUCACGCUACUACGACGUAUACCCCACCGGUCGUUGGGUCAACUUGCUGACGAUUGCGAGCAACGCUUCAGUCGUCGCGAUCGGCGUUGCAUUGCGCGGCCCCGUGUGGCGCCUGGCGGCGCCAGAGAGCCGCGAGCAGCUGCCGUAUCUCGUACCGACGUCAUCCGCCGCCUACCACGCGGCCGUCACUAACCCCGGGCCCUUUGGCCAUGCCGUUCCCGCCGCCGUGCUCCUCCGCGCCCUCCUCUGCUGGCUCGCCCUCCUCCUCAGCUAUGGCCCUCACGGGGACGAGCAGGCGGCGUUGCCGCCGAGCGCCGAGGAGGAGGCGGGCGGCGGCCGAGGACACCAGCCGCACCUUCUUGCCAGCGGUGCCACCGAGGGUGCCGACGGGGUCAUCGCCAUCAUGUAUCGAGGCGUAGUUUUCGCCGCGGCAUUUGGCGCCGUUGCGCGGCGCCCGCACAGCACGCCAGACGGCAAGCCGGCGCCAAUGCGCCCCGUCCCCCCCGGCGCAAUCUCGCACGAGGGCUACGCGAGCCGGGUGUCGGUGGCCAUCGUCUUCAUGGCCGUUGACUCCAUCAACACCCUGCUCUGCCUCUCUCUGCUCUACGAGUCGCUCGAACUCCGCCGCUCGAGCGAGCGUUUUGAGCGCGUGCUGCCAGAGCUGAUCUCGCUCGUCGUCCUCGUCGUCGCACGAAGCGUCAUCGCCGCCCAGCUGUUCGGGAUCAUCGUCAGGACCGCCGCUUUUCGCCUCGGCCUGCUGACGCAGCUAACUAAGCACUUUCGGCGGCCCUUUGGCGUCCAGCUCGCCGCCUUUGUCCUUUCCCUCAUCCUCCUCAUCGUGCGCGUCGUUGAUGCCGCAGACGUCGACGCGACCAUCGACGCUACAAACAUCGGCCUGCUGCCCAGCGGUUCGAGCCUCGGGGCUGCCUACACUGUCCUGCUCUGCCUUAGCCUAGCCUUGACAGUACUCUGCUACACUUCGACGCUCGAUGCGCUGCGGCGCCUCUCGAGGUCGGAGUACUAUUUGCAUCCGGACCGGGGAUUGCAUCCAUGA
Emiliania huxleyi CCMP1516 is the source of this 1851-nucleotide messenger RNA. RefSeq lists its product as hypothetical. The record is from RefSeq and is a predicted model, not a curated record. Lineage: Eukaryota; Haptophyta; Isochrysidales; Noelaerhabdaceae. Bases 1 to 1851 code for a protein of 616 amino acids. The transcript has a single exon.